AUGAUUGGUCAUGUUUUUCUCAUUUUAUUUGGGCUCAGUGUGUGUCAAGGUAUUGCUUGAUAUUCUCAUUUCAUUACAUGUCAAUUAAUAAUUUAACAUCAAUUAUUGAUAAUUUAUUGGCAUUAAUUGUUAAAUUGCCACAAGAUAACAGCGAUAAGUUUGAACACAUAAAACCCACCCACUCAUGCAUAAUGUCGAUUCGAUGUUGUUGUGGCAACAUGAAUAUGGAUGUGGCCUCUUAAACAGUUUCUUUAUGCAUAAAAUUGUGAGCCUGGAAACUCUCAGAGGCAUAUAAACAAUAUUUUAGUAUGAGGGACUCAAACAUCUAUCCUCAAUAUAUUCAGGGAAUUUAGGAACAGUCUACCUGCAUGGGUUGUCUGAAUAUUAAAUAGAAAUACAGCUAUUUACUAUGAUAGCACAAUAUAGAUAACACAAAGGAAGGAUUGUUCUGCUCUUAGGCCCCAUUUACAUGAAAUCGGGACGAAGUCAAACUGGAAGGAAAAUUGAAAUUGUCAACAUGUUUACAUGAUAUCAGUAUAAAAAUCACAAAAUUUUCAAUUUAUUCCCCUUGCUAGGCAAUUUUCUUAUUCAGAUGGCUUUUGUUAGCAUAUGUUGUCCCAAAGCCAAAGGGAAAUUAAAGCAGCAUUUCUUAAGUUAAUUGUUUUUUAUCCAGGUUUAACUUCAAUAAGAUGAUUGGUCAUGUUUUUCUCAUUUUAUUUGGGCUCAGUGUGUGUCAAGGUAUUGCCUGAUAUUCUCAUUUUUUUAAGAAUUAUAUUUUAACUUCUUAUAUUUCACUCACUCAUUAAAUAUUAUAAGUCUUAUAAACACUCCAUGAUUAAAUAUAACUUAUUCUGUGAAAUACCCCAACAGAAAUAAGUUGUGAAAACACUGAUUAACUCAUGCACACGUAUAUCACUAUCAGUUUGAUUGUUUUCAGCUGUUGAAAAAUAUUGAAAACGUUUAGUUUUGUGGUUUAGGACAAAUUACAUCACCACCUGAUGGAACCAGUUUGACUUUUCUACCUGGAUCAACUGCGAAUAUAACAUGGUCAUUUAAAAAUCCGAUAUCAGUUGUGGACGAUCGGGUUUGGCGUUUCACAAGUACUGAUGGUUCAUUCAAUGCAAAACGACUUGCAAGAAUAAUUGAUGAUGAGGAGCCUAGAAUAUUUGAAAGUGGCUUAUCUGGGGUUACAAUAGUAAAGCCAGCAACCUUGAUUUUAAAAAAUGUUAAUCAAACGUAUAAUGGGAUAUACCAGUUUUCCCUUGCAGCAUAUAGCGGUGGUUAUUCUUAUGUUGUCGUAUUUAUUGCAAGUAAGUUUUGAUAAGAAAAAACUCAAGUUUUCUUAACAUUCAUGCGGUAUAAUGAUUUAAUGCAUGCAUGAAAUCUAGGCCUUGCACGACCAAGUAAAUGAGGUUUACAAAUGCUUAGUGUUAUUUAAAUUGUGUCAUCUAAGCAAAUUUGCAGCGUUGUCGUGCAUUUUUGGUACGUAUGACUAUAUCAUACUUUAUUUCAGUUUUCCUAAUUCCUUGUUAUUAUUAAACAUUAGGGGAAAUGCAGGUGGUCAUGUCCCUAUAUGGUAGACCUGCAUUUCCCCUAAUGUUGAAUACAAAGUGAAUAAGACACUAAGGCAACAUCUGCAGUGGAAAUGUUUACUAUUAUAUUGAGCUGCACAUGCACUCGCCCUAGCCUCCUCCGCAGGCAUCUCAUCCGAGGAAUCGGGUGGUCGAAAAAAGUUGCCAGAAAUUUUUUUUUCAAAACCCAUUUGCAGGUUAAAACCCAUAAAGAGGCCUGCGGAGGAGGAUACCCCCGCCCUACAAAGUGACUUUCGGAAAUAAGCUCUUAUCUGGUUUCAUUGCAUUUCAGAGAAACCAACUGUGACAGUCAAUUGUUCCACACCCAUCGUAGUAAAUGAAGGUGAUGACGUCAAGUGUCAAUGUAGAGGUGAAGGUGGAAAUCCUUCUGCAGACGUUACAUGGUACAAAGGUGGAAACAAAAUUGGUGGAACAGGAAGAGAAGAACAAACAUUAACUUUCGGUAACAUUGAUAAAACGGCCAGUGGAACAUAUAAAUGUGUAGCCAACAGCCACACUUUAACGGAUGAAAAAUCAAUUGAAAUCAUUGUUUAUUGUAAGUAGAUAAUUGCAUGCAUGAUAGUAACUUCAUAUUAACGAAACUUCAAAGAGCAACACAUGUCAUUUUUUUCAUUAAUUAACAUCGGUUUUUCAAAAUUCUUGUUAGAAUAUUUUUCAAAUGAUAGGAGUAUGCACCUUAGCUUAACAAUACCAAUAUAUCAGCACUGAAAUCCUUUGGCUACAUGCAUAUAUUGGCUGAAAGCCUAAACAAUUUGGUUGUCUAAAUUGUCUAAAUGUUCACAUUAAAUAAAGGCAUGCAAAGCUUUCUUUCAGUAAGCUCAGAUCUUCAUCAGCGGAAAUAAAAAUUUUAUUGUUUAGGAUAAAGAGUUUGUGUCUUUAUAGACGCGGUUCCACCUACAGUGAUAAGCCUUACGUCGACUCCAGAAAAUGUAGUAUUUGGUGAAUCAGUUGUGAUAACGUGUGAAGCUAUAGCUGUGCCUUUACCAAGUUAUACUAUAAUCCAUAACGAUACUGAAGUCGUCAGUACCCGCAAGACAUAUAUAAUAACAGUUUUGGAAUUCAGUCAUGCUGGAUCAUAUAAAUGUAUUGCAACAAACGUACUUGGAAAUAGUUCAAAGGCAUUUAUUUUGUCUGCUGGAGGUAACUAUGACAAAUACAAUCCUUUCUAUGAUUGAAUUACCUUUUAAAAAGUAAUAUACUCUAGUCCAUGAAGCUGAAAAUGUAACUAGGCAAAUAGAUAAGACUCUUAACAUUUAGUUAACAAUUUGAUUUCACUUCCAGUAACACGAACAACGAAUACUCCAACUACAAAGGAUUUCGGAGCAGGUAAGGUGGCUUUCUUUUCCCAACAUGGUUCAGAAAGUAUAAUGUUUGUUUUCUUUUUAACUUUUUGAGACAGCCAGCACAGUACAUAUAGAAACAAAUUGUUUACAAAACUUGUAAGCCCAUAUCUGUGACUGGCUCCUUUUCAAUUUUCAGGAAAAGCAGCUUCAGAAGAAUGUAAUUGCAGUGGAACUGUAUGGUAUAUGGUUGUAGGAAUAUUGAUGUCUGGAAUUAUUAUUGGAAUUCUUCUUUGCUACAGUGUCUUAUGUUCUCGUCGUAAAGUUAGAAGCAGGAAACCUCAAUCAAACCCUGAACCAAAGACAACUGAAGUUGAUACAACUUAUCAAGAGCUUGAUCUUUCAAAAAUGAACACAGAAGAUAAUUAUCAAUCGUUGAGAGUGAAUGCUGCAAGUAAUGACCAGGAGUCAACUUAUACUGAGUUAAACAGAAUCAGAGAUGUGGAGGAUAACUACCAAUCCCUAACUUGAGUUGAACCUGCAAUGAUAUUAUGUAUAGAUUAAAAGUGGAUAUCCGAGGCCAGAUGCGGGUAUAGAGUUUUAGUCUAUAUUUUGUUUUCUUGAGGUUUUCAUUGAUGGCCGUGAUUAUAGGGCUAGAGCUAGGGACUGUAUAUUGAUUUUUAAAGUGCACAGUGCGUCUGUUUCAUCUUGAAAGAUAUUGGCUCAUUGCUAUACAGUUUGAAAAAAUUUAACGAGUCGGUCGAUCGAGGAAAUUUUUAGCCAACUGUUCUUAUGGAUGGUCUAGAGUAUGUAAUUGCGUAUAUUGUCGCAUGAUAACUGGAUAACAGGUUUGCAAUUAUCUUGUUCAUUCAAAGAAUAAACUGGUACUUUCUUUUUACUUUGGGCAAAUAUCUCACAGGUAGUAUUGGUUGUAUCCCAUUGGUACAUUCCGAUUAAUCACAAAAACAAAAGAAUUCUGACGAAUUUACAGUUGCAUGUCAGAUGGGUAAUUUGAUAAUUUUAAUUCUGUUCUUGAAUACAAUAUUCAUCCAGAUUAAUAUUCAUCCAGCAGUAAAUCAUUCCUUUUUAUUAAUAAAGUUUCGGUGUAAAGUACAAUUUAUUAAAGUAACGAUCGAAUGUGGAAUACAGUAUUAA
This is a messenger RNA of Paramuricea clavata, 4027 nucleotides long. Lineage: Eukaryota; Metazoa; Cnidaria; Anthozoa; Malacalcyonacea; Plexauridae. The record is from the annotation of a GenBank genome assembly.